Molecule: messenger RNA, 1536 nt
Organism: Magnolia sinica
Lineage: Eukaryota; Viridiplantae; Streptophyta; Magnoliopsida; Magnoliales; Magnoliaceae
Exons: 1
Coding region: 165-1358 (397 amino acids)
Source: RefSeq, a predicted model, not a curated record
UCCAAACCUAAAACCCUUAAACCCUCAACCCUCGAAACUCUCACCUUAAAUUUUCCCAAUCUACCUCCAUCGCCAAAAGAAGAAGAGAACGGCGAACAAUCAGGUACGAAUUUCUUCAUUCCUCACUCCAAAAACAUUGCUUUUCGUUGUAGAAACAGACCCUUAUGUCGCUGCUCGAAACCAUAACGAUUGCAAAAUCCGAAUCUCAGACCCCCAAAACCCCAUCCAAACACUCCAUCAUUCUCAAUCCCGAUGCCAUCUUCUCCCUCUUAAAGCCAGACCCUAAAUCCUCUUCUAACAACCUCAUCGACCCCAUCACGGGAUGGCAAAUCUCAGCCGUCGAUUCUCAUAUUAUCGAAUCCAACCAUCGAUUCUUCAGCAAGCUCAAGCACAAGCUCAAAUCCCCAAACACCCUCACCUCAGAUGAAUUCUUGCGAAUCCUCAACUCCUUCCUUGAGAAAACCCGGGAAGGUAUUGGCCUCUCGAUCGGGGUGGGCCCCACUGACCCCGACUACACCCGCCUCACGAUCUCAAAAUUGGCGUUUGUGAUAACCCGGGAUGUCGCAGGGCUAAUUUCAGAGGCUUGUGUGGCCCUCAGACUGUGGGAAUUGAUAGACACUCUGAUUGCCCAUGGACUUGUCGAGGGUUGUUCGUCUUCAGUGAAUCUGAUUGAAAAUCUCAUACGGAAGAACAGGUCGAAUUUGAUCUGUCUUUAUGUCAGGAGUGUUUCCGAUCUCCAAUCGUCGGAACUUCUCCUCAUUUUGAAGUAUUUCCUUUCUCCAUCCAAAGACAGUUACAGCAGUAUGAUUAGCGUGAGAAAGGAAUGGGAAAGGCUGGCAAUCUUAUCGAUCGAGAAAGCAGCUGAGAACACAUCGACUAAAGAGAAAUCCUGUCUUGCGAGGCGGGCUGCAGUUCUCCUCAUGAUGGCACAUGAUGGGUUUUCAGCAUAUGAGCUAUGCUUGCACUAUCUGUUUGGAUCGAAGAACGUCGAUGGAUUGGCGUUGUCGUGGGCUGUUGCAAGGCUCGAUGGGUCUGAGGUGUUGAGGUUAGUGAAGUAUUUGGGGAAGUGGUUGAGGAAGUAUGAGAAGUUUCCAGAGGCGGGGCCAUGCCCUGGUGCUGUGGCUUUGGGAUUGGAAGCUUGCGAAUGGGUCCCAACAGUCGAUUCAAUUGUGGGGUGUCUUGCGGUGGUGUUGGAUGAGCAUUUCUCCUACUUGGCUUUGUAUAAUGAGUUACAUGAAGAGAUGAGAUCAAUGGAGAAGCUUGUGAGAUCGUUCACAGCAGAAGCUGAGUUGUGUUGUUCAGUGGUGAGUGUAAUUGAGAAUCUGAGAGCGGAUGCUGGCAGUCGUGGAGGUGCGUAGGCUGCUUUCUUUUCUUUAAAGCAGUGUUCUAUCUUGGUAAUUUUGUUUUCCUUUUGCUUCUUCUUCUUGUUUUGAUACUUCUCUUUUUGGGUGCAAAUUUGUAAACCUCUUGGAGGGAAGGAAGAAAUGUUGUCCAUCUUCAUGGUUUUUGUAACCUGUCAUCUAUUGUUUGCUGGAA